CAUUAUGUCUAACGUACAUCUCAUUUUCUUUACCUAUAUAUAGUACCCGCAGCAUAUUCAUAUUGAAUGGUGUGAUACCUCCAACACUAAGCACAAAUCAAUGAAAGCGUAAUCCAUACAAAAUGCAUUUUUUUGUGGGUAAACUCGAUGAAAGCCAUCAUUAUUGUGUUGCACAGUGAAACCAACAGAAAUGGGUAAUAAAUCAAUCAUGUUGAACUCAGCGUUCAUAUGUAUAAUAUUUUGAGAUAGAUACAUUAAGUGUAAAUUUAAUUGUGAAAAAAAUGUCCACAUCCUUCAUGUAGGAUUCGAACCCAAAAUCUUUUGUUCAGUUUAAUGUUCCUGGAAUACCGGAUUCUUGAAAGGGUUUAGAAAACCGUAUCAAGAACACAACCAGAAUAGGGAAGGGACGUAUGUUCGACCGCAUGCACAAUGCGCUACACAUUUUACGUUUUUCUUUUUUCAAGCAUGUUCAACUACAGUUAUUUGAACAAAGAUUUCCCGGAAGAAAAAAUGGAGCCUCAAAAAAGCAAAAAAACAAAAAUCAGUAAGCCACUGUUGGUGGAUGCUGCUACGUUGGACCAAAUGCGGCUGAGGUUUGACCAAAUCAAGCAGAAAAACGCGUUACCAGAAGGAACGAGCAGCAAAAUACCAAUUGCUAUGGCAAGUAUUGUGCCACCUGGCAUAACCAUAAAAAAGGAGACAGAAAGCACAAGAAGUAUUCCUCCAAUUCAAAUUCCUCCACAAAUGAAUUCUACCUCCAUCAACUCAGAUUUCGAAGGACAAACAUCCCCGCCAUCUAAAAUUCCACGACUGGCAACAUUACUACACUCUAUCGCCCCACUAACUCCACGGCCGGUAACGGUAACCACCAUAGCAGGACAAAUCUCACCACCAACCAAUAUUUCACGACCAGUAACUUCUAAUCACAUCGCUCUACCGAAAACAACUCCGCGGCCGGUGCCAUUGGUGAACACAGGUAAGAUUAAGGAAUUACUUUGA
This is a messenger RNA of Aedes aegypti (yellow fever mosquito), 999 nucleotides long. RefSeq lists its product as uncharacterized. The transcript has 4 exons. The record is from RefSeq and is a predicted model, not a curated record. Lineage: Eukaryota; Metazoa; Arthropoda; Insecta; Diptera; Culicidae. The coding region runs from base 430 to 999 and encodes 189 amino acids.